UUCGUCGCUGAUGCAACGGUUGGUUCCUCCCGUUUGUUUUGCUUUGGCUAAAUAAGUAAUCGGCUACGUUUCCGCUUUCCAAGGUUUUGGCGUGAUAGACGACACGGCAGAUAUAUCAAACGAAAAGUUGAGUCUCUUUAUACACAGAUACAAACACGACAAACGCAGUUACUUUGUUUUAGAACUUAUCGGCAACGAAAAUAAAUCCGAGCUUUAAUAGCCUUUAUGUUGCAGCGUUGAGUUGAAACAGGUCUUCAGUCGUGUCAUUUAAGUUCAGAUAUGCUCUAAUUAAUGUUGUGAAGCUGAUUUUGCCCCCGGUCUAGUUACGUUAAGGUUGUGCGUAUAUUAUUUAGGCUCGGGCAAGUCUAAAGACAGAUUAUAUUCAUAUAGGUAGACAUAAAGGUGCCAGCAAUAGUAACGGUUAAUUAAUGAUUUUAAUUUGGUUAGUAUGUUAUUAUGGAUACGAAAGCAAACAAAACCAAAGUAAAUAAAGUGCCAGGCAUUCGACCACAUAUGUGCGAGACAUGCGGGAAACGGUUUUCGCUGCUUGAAAACAUGCACAGACACCAACUUAUACAUUCGAACGACCGCCCGUUUAAAUGCCCACACUGCAGUAAAAACUUUCGGCUGUCGCAACACCUAAAAGAACACAUCAGAAUACAUACAGGUGAGAAGCCGUUCAAAUGCGACAUCUGUGGACACGCAUUUUGUCAGAUUUCGAACCUUAAGUCGCACCAGAAGACACACAGUAAAGAGAAGAGUUUUAGUUGCGAUAUUUGCGGGAAAGGAUUCAGGCGUUCAUUUACACUCAAACAACACAAACUAAUCCAUCAAAGAAAUAAAUCGUUCAAUGCGACCGACGGUGCAACAAAACCAAAAUGCAUAAACAAGAUUGAAGACACGGAUAAGGAAUUCAGAAGAGAUGAAAGUUAUGUUUUCACCUCAAGCGAUCGAAGUCGAACAAAUGACACAAUGACGUCAUCAAAUGCAAAAUCUGUGACGUCAAACCCGAAUGACGUAGCGGAAAUUACGUCAACCUCGACUGUGGUGUCGCCAACGUGGAGCGAAAAUUCGGUGCCGAAUUAUUUCGGCAACCAGGCGCAUGGUGGCGCUACGGAGAUGUGGCCGGAAUUAAAUGCCCUGGCUCGCUUGACGUGCCAGCAACAUUUCUCACAUAAUAGGGGUCACUGUGUAAGCAAGGACGAAAACAAUAAUACCCAUAGCGAGCAGAAGGUGCUUGGAGACUACAAAUGGAAGCGAGACCUUAGCCGUGAGUGGAUAUGCGACGAACGAAUAAAGAUACAAGAAACCAAUAAUUCCGAGGAAAACUUAUCCCCUGUCUCGAUGGUGACGUCACAAACGUCUUGUGACGUCAUAAGCAACUCCGAAAUAAAAACAUCCCGAAAAAUCUCGUUCGACGACGAAAGCAGAAACCCGUGGUUAUUACACGGAAAUCACGCGCUGAAUAGUUUGGCCGGUUUUGUAUCGGUUCCGGGGAUUCCCCCGCCCUCUGCUACGUCACUGGUAGGGUAUAAUCCUUUCGGUUUGGUUCCAAUGGUAGAAUGGCAGCCUGUUAUUACUGGCUGGAGGUCUGUGUUGGAUGGGAACGUAUAUGCGGUGGCAGAUUAAUGAAUGAAAAAUAUUAAAAAAAAAACAGAAAUGAACAAAAAUUCAUUUUGGUCACUCGCGAGCAAAAAAAAGUGUUAUAAUAUGGUUGUGUCCAUUGUGCGCCAUAAGUAUAUGGUGGCUUAACACACCUCGUUUUUUAUUUGGUUCCAGUUUAAAUCUGGGCUGCUAGAAUCACAUAAUGAUACGAAUGGUAACAUAUAUAUAAAGCAACUGUUUCCAACAUAUCGUGUGGAACAGAAUAUAUAUGUUUCAGUUUGCCCAUUUCUGUUUCAAGUAUCCUCGUACAGUUUGUAAUUAUUCUUUCUAUUCUUUCAUUGCAGCUACCAUGAAAUAACCUUAUACUUGCAUUAACGCUUAACAUUAGAGUCACAACUAUAUUUUUUCACCCUAAUAAACUACUUUAACGCAAUUUUAUUCUGCAUUAUAAGGUAUUAAGACAAUUUAAAGCCAUAAAUUCCAAAUACCAAAAUUUCAAAACCCUACUGUUUAGUCUUGUGUGUCAAAGGUUAAGGGUUCGAGGCUUGUCUCUGCUACCAAUAUAAAGCGCGUGUUCUCCAACCAAGUGACCACUAAUGGGUUUUCUAAAUUGUAGGCUAAACAGGAAAAAUGAUCAUCCCAUAAGUCACGCACGCGGUAACUUAGAUAAGUCACGUACCAAAAGUAAGUGUUUCAUGUAACACAGAGGUUGAGAUAUAGGUUUCUAACUUCGCGUUUACUCACCAUUACUUGGCGGGGACCGGUGGCGGGUAUUCCGGCCAAAAAUCGAAGACAUCGUCGAUGUUAAUACCCAUACGCGCGCAUUGGAAUAUACAAUCAAUAGAUAGCGGACUAUAUUGUAUUGUGGUAGUAUUCCUACGUUGAGAAUAACUCUUUUUUUACGAUCUUUGAUUCGCCGACUUCAAAGGGGAGACAUAUUUGUUCUAAAUUCUUAUAGCAAAUUUUUAACAUAAAUGUUUUGAUAUUUUUAAUGUAUAUUUCGUACGUUGGUUCGGUUUAAUGAAAAUGUACGAUAUCUCAUUUUAAUGGCUUUAAGACUCACGGGUAAAAACAAAGACGCUUUUGGGGAAAAUUUCCUAAAAACACAAUUUUAUUAAUUUAAUAUAACUUUCGGAAUGCUGUAAUGACAAUACACAGCAUUAGGCGUAAUGAAAAGUAUUCAUGCGGAAAAUAUAUUAAA
Molecule: messenger RNA, 2806 nt
Organism: Ciona intestinalis (vase tunicate)
Lineage: Eukaryota; Metazoa; Chordata; Ascidiacea; Phlebobranchia; Cionidae
Source: RefSeq, a predicted model, not a curated record